Closterium sp. NIES-67 is the source of this 2740-nucleotide messenger RNA. Lineage: Eukaryota; Viridiplantae; Streptophyta; Zygnematophyceae; Desmidiales; Closteriaceae. The record is from the annotation of a GenBank genome assembly.
AAUCUGCACCUUGGUCUCUUCCCUACUCCUAACUUGGACCGCGCAAACAGGAGGAUUAGGUAUAGGCGAGCAAUACCUCGUUGCCUACAUAGCUAGCAUCAUUGCACAAGAAUGGAUCCAUUCACGCUAACUGCUUUCCUGGCCUUCCCGUUUGGGAAAUAUGUCCCAUUAGCUAGCACCUUCCGAGAGGUAGAACUCCACUACGAUGAAAAUUUUUAUCCAGCUCACCAUUGGUCUUAUGCUGACGUGCAUAGUCUGCUCAUGGUGCGCCUUAGUUUUUUCGGGGGUACCGUGCAUUGGCGACGCAUGAGCGAAGCUUGCAAUGUCGCAUUGAGCGAUGUAGGUUUCAAGAGGAAGGUUACACACAGGGUCCGUACCAUCUUGACGAGCAUGGUGAGAUAGUGCGUGACCCAACGCCGCUUGGGCGUUGCAAGCGUAGACGGGUCGUGACCGCCUCGCCCCCGAGUGAUCAAGGGCAUGGCGGGUCCGCACGCCCCCGACCAGCGAGUCCUGUUCAGAGUCCUGUCUCUGGCAGCGACGCUGGACAGCAUUCGCAACCGUGCCAUGAUGACACAGUGUUUGGACCAAACCCGCUUGACUCCCUGGACUUCAACACGCGGAAAGAAGUACUAUUGCUCAUGCAAAGUUUUAGAGAGGGGCAGGGUAUGACUGUCGAGGAGAGCAAGCGUUUCCUCCAAGUUAUUCUACAUCCCGAUUUCAAACCGGCCGACUUAGCAGGCUGGCGCAGCAUCAAGGACGCCCAGAAAUGGGCAGCUGACAACUGGGGUUCCAAGGCUGCACCUUGGAAAACUACCCUGGUGAAAGUGCCAGACGUUUUGGAGAACGGCCAGCCUGUGUAUGUUUCUUUGAAACACGUGGAUACAGUCAAGAUCGCGAAGGCAAUUUUUGAAGACCGACAGAACCACACUGGUUUCGCUCUGUUCCCAACAGUCAAGAAGAACCAGAGAGGGGAGCGGAUCUACACCCGCCCUCAACACUGCACGUGGUGGCAAAAGGCACAGGAAGAGCUUGGGUACAACGAUGAGGUCAUUGCCGCACUCAUAGUCUAUUCAGAUGUCACCCAACUGUCAAAGAACGAUUCACAGAAAGUAUGGCCUGUCGUCAUCUCGCUUGGGAACAUUACUGUUGAGCAUAGGUGGAAGCGCAGUGCCAAACAGAUGGUGGCUAUGCUGCCGAUGGGAAAUCCAAAGUGGCCCAGCUCUGUGAAAACACAGCUGUUCCAGGAUUGCAUGAAGAUAGUCUUGCAACCUCUAAUAGAUGCGAGCAACAGCUCUACAGGUUGUGCCUGGACUGACCCAUCCGGCACUCUGCGUACAGUAUGGCCACUUCUCUACUGUUAUGCAUGUGAUUACCCAGAGAGCAGCAAAGUCUCGUGCACAUUCCAGCAUAACAGCAACCGACCUUGCUCCAUGUGCUAUGUAGAGAAAGAUGAGAUGGAUGACCUGGUCAACACGUUUGCGCCUAGGACUGUUCGUGAGCAGAGAUUUGUGGUUGACAAAUUCAACAGGUUGUUAGAAACUGGCAAGACCGUGGCUGGCGACUACGCUAAACUUUGGUCGUCGUUUCCCACACCUGUAAGUUCAAAAUCACCAUUUUGCACCGAGUCUAACAUUGUUGAUAUACCCUUGUUUGCACUAGUUCAACCGCUCCUUUGUGCAUCCAUCCUAAACCAGAGUUUCCUGUGGGAGUUCAAGUAUGCCAGUACGCCGUGCAGGCCUUCUUGAGGUGGUACAAGGCCUUGUUUCGCCCCCGGUAUCACACGGAUGCGAGCCUCGCUACAUGCCAUACCCUGGCGAUGAGUAUGAUAAAGGAGCUAAAGGCCGCUUUUCCCAAGCAAAAGUCCAAGUGGAAGCUCAUCAAGGUUCACAUGGUGGUGCACUUCGAGGAGGCCAUUAAGCGGGGUGGGCUUCCAGAGGAGUACUCUACAAACAUGUACGAGCACUUUCACAAGGACUGUGUGAAGAGGCCAUACCGGGCAUCAAACCGGCGCGAGUGGUCGGAGUCGAUCAUCAAGAGCAACCAGUUCCACCAGAUGCUAUCAGAGGUGGAGAGCGACAUCAAAGAGGAGAGAGAGUACAACUCAGCGUUCUACGAGGCCGAUACGGAGGGCAAGCGCGUCCUCCUCCGCACGCACGUAGUGUUCCACAUGCAGGGGAGCACAGCUCGCCGUAGCAAAACUGACCAGUUUGAGAUCUGGAACAUGGCACUUGGUGGGAGAUUGACCACCUUGCAAGAUGAUCUUGAGAGUUAUGAUUUGACCCCGCAAACCCUUCAUGUCUUUACAGGGAUGGCAGUUCCAGCAGGGUCAAGUACAGCAGACUCUAGAGUCACGCACUUUGUUCGAGCAAACCCGUCCCACCAUGGGCAACUAUGGUUCUCGCAUGCCGCUAUUAAAGGCGCCGGUGAUGAGGUUUGGUAUGGGGAGAUCCUGCUGCUCUUUAAAAUCCUUGGUAGUGAUGAAAGGUUUGCGUAUGUCCAGUACUACGAUGUGAUCCGUGUUGAUGCCCUCACUGGGUGCAAAGCACUGCGAGUGGCAAAGGCCCCCGGUACACAGCGGGUGUACCGUGACAUCAUUGAUGUCGACACUAUCUUCCGAGCCGUGCAUAUCGUAGAAUCUUUUGCUCGUCCGGGCACAUUUAUGUUGAAUGAUUAUUUAUUUGACUAAGCUUGUGGUGGUACGCAGUGAAUGCACACCUACUGGUUGAUCUCAAUUGAAGUC